Molecule: messenger RNA, 902 nt
Organism: Aedes aegypti (yellow fever mosquito)
Lineage: Eukaryota; Metazoa; Arthropoda; Insecta; Diptera; Culicidae
Product: shematrin-like protein 1
Exons: 3
Coding region: 117-422 (101 amino acids)
Source: RefSeq, a predicted model, not a curated record
CUUCUUAUCGGCAGUCAGUUCUCAAGCGCCAAAACAAACUUCAAGACUCCGGAGUCGCUCCAGUCGUGUGAUAAGUGCAACAAAAACCAACCCAGUCAGAUACCCAUCAGAAAAAAAUGGCAUCGUUCAAAGCUACCAUCCUCUUCGCCGUCAUUGCCCUGUUCGCCCUCGUAUCCGCCAUCCCAGCUCCACAGCAGCCAGCGGCCCGGCAACCGAUUGCUCCCCGCCCAGCCGGAGUUGGCCCCGCUCCAGCCGAUGACCUGGAAGCUGCCUCCGAAGACAAGGACCUGAAGGGUGCGUCCUCGUUCGGCUACGGAUACUACGGCUACCCCGGCUACUACGGUGGAUACUACGGUUAUCCUGGAUACUACGGAUAUGGUCGUGGAUACCCAUACUACCGCUACGGAGGAUACUGGUACUAAACGAGUCUGUCUCCUUCAUCGAUCCCCUUCCGUGUCCUGCGACAGGCCACGCCCGUGUUUCGUACCUGUGCUAUCCAUUUCCGGCUUCAUUCUUCCACAUGUUCUUCCAUCGCAUACUUGAUCCACACCAUUCAGGCGCGAGUCAGUGCGCCAACGGCUAACAAUCCAAAGGAUUCGCAGUACUGCUAUGGCUUUGUCGUGAGCCGCCUUGUUCGAUAAUACCUCCCGUGCCUCCAUUGCAUCGACGACAGGCAGGACCCGUAGUGGAGUUCCCUUUCAACUCUGCCUCUUGGCAAACGAACUGGAAGCCACACAUGGGUCCUCGUUCCGUACGGUUUGCAAUGGGGAAGCCGUUUCUCCUUUGUUGUACUUAGCAUCAGAUUUUGUGUAUUCCAAAUGCUGCCGAAUUUAUGAGAAAAUGAUAAAAAAAAACUUUUGUAUAUACCUUCUACGUUUUCUAAUAAAAAAUAUUUAACUGAA